This is a messenger RNA of Phodopus roborovskii (desert hamster), 1595 nucleotides long. RefSeq names its product putative GTP-binding protein 6. The record is from RefSeq and is a predicted model, not a curated record. The transcript has 10 exons. Gene Ontology annotation, cellular component: cytoplasm. The coding region runs from base 20 to 1537 and encodes 505 amino acids. Gene Ontology annotation, molecular function: ribosome binding; GTP binding. Lineage: Eukaryota; Metazoa; Chordata; Mammalia; Rodentia; Cricetidae.
CAUUACGCAUGCACGCAGCAUGUUCUCCAUGAGCGCCGUUGUACCCCGUAGUCUCCGGCUCCUACUCCACGGCCUUGCCCCUCGGAGCCCCGCGCCGCCCUUGCAAUGGCCGGUCCGAGCGGUCAUCGCAGACAUCCGGGUCCUCGGGAGCUGGGGAAGAGGUGGCUCGCACGACCGGGGCUGGGCGAGCGGCGCCAACGGGGAGGGCGAGGGGGAGGAGCCCGAGGAGGAGGAGCUGCUGAGCGCGGAGCCACUGCUGCCCACGGCCUCCCAGCGCGUGUGCGUCCUGCAUCCUGACGUCAAGGGCCGGGCCGGAAGGACGCCGCGGCACACAGAGUUGCAGGUGGCGGAGGCUGCCGCGCUGGUGCACGCGCUGCACGGCUGGUCGGUGGUACUGACCCUAGUGGUGCCCACCAGAGUCCCCGACAGCAGGCUCGUCUUCGGCAAGGGCAACUUCCAAGACCUGACUGAGAAGAUCAGGGGGUGUCCAGACAUCACGUCUGUCUUCCUGAAUGUGGAGAGGAUGGCCACACCAACCAAGAAGGAACUGGAGGCUGCCUGGGGCGUGGAGGUGUUUGACAGAUUCACCAUCGUCCUGCACAUCUUCCGCUGUAACGCCCGCACGAAGGAGGCGAGGCUGCAGUUGGCACUUGCUGAAAUCCCCCUCCUCAGGUCUACCUUGAGCAGACGCUCUGCCUGGCUGGACCAUGAGGGAAGGGGCUCCCGGUACAUCAUGGGGUCAGGGGAGUCAUUCACAGAGCUGCGGCACCGGGUAAUGAAGGAGAAGGAAGCAAAGAUCAGACGUGCCCUGGAGCGGUUGCGGGACAAGCGGAGCCUGCUGAGGAGGCAGCGCACACAGCGCGAGUUCCCCAUAGUAUCUGUGGUCGGCUACACUAACUGCGGGAAAACCACGCUCAUCAAGGCCCUGACGGGUGAGGCUGCCAUGCAGCCAUGCAACCAGCUGUUUGCGACCCUGGACGUCACAGCGCACGCAGGGUCGCUGCCUUCGCGUAUACCUGUCCUGUACGUGGACACCAUUGGCUUCCUGUCUCAGCUGCCACACAGCCUGAUCCAAUCCUUCUCCGCCACGCUGGAGGACGUGGCACAUUCGGACGUCAUCAUGCACGUGAGGGAUAUGAGUCACCCCAACACAGAGCAGCAGAAGACCAGUGUCCUAUCUACACUGCAGAGUCUGCAGCUGCCCUCUGCUCUCCUGGAUUCCAUGUUGGAAGUUCACAACAAAGUAGACCUGGUUCCUGGGUAUAGUCCCUCGGGCUCAGGUGUCCUGGCUGUGUCUGCACUCCUGGGGCAUGGACUAGACGAGCUGAAGGUGGCGCUGGAGAAAUCGGUCCUGCAGGCCACCGGUAGGCAGGUCCUCACCCUCUGCGUGCAGCUUGGUGGUCCCCAACUCAGCUGGCUGUACAAGGAGGCCACUGUGCAGCACGUGCAAGAGCUGCCCGAAACCGGUGCUGCUCACGUGACCGUCAUCAUCAGUCGGGCUGCCUAUGGCAGGUUCCGGAAGCUGUUCCCUGAGUGACAACCGAUAGUCCCUCCCAGAUUGGCUGGCAGCUCAUUAAAACAGGAUUUGCACUCUC